CCCUCCCUCUCUCUCUCUCUCUCUCUCUCUCUAUUUUCUCUCUCAUGUGUUAAAUUUUCCUUCCAAAGAACUCAUUUUUCUAUUCCAAGUUUUAUCCUAAACCCCCUAAAAAUAAUUCAUGAAGUUAGUAGUACUUAAAGCAAGACAAAAACUUUCCCUUCUUUUCCUUCUCAACUGUUCUGAUCAUGACCACUUCUGCUAUCAAACAGGUUUACAAAUCUUAAAGCAUGAAACAAAGUAGAUCCCACUCACCCUUCCAUACUACUUUUAUCUAGUUUUUUUUUUUUUUUCCUAUUUUUGUACCUUUCUCCCCCUCGUUCUUCUCUUUUUCCUUUUUUUCCUUGUUAAUUUUGCUGGGUUUAGAGCUUCUUUUUGUAUCUUAGGGGUGAUAUAGUGGCUUCUAGUUUAAAAGAUGGGUGCUUGUGCUUCAAUUCAUAAGAGCCCAAGAGUUGUUAUUGUGGGCAUAGGCUCUAAGGCCAAGAGGAUCUUCACAGCAUCACCCACCAAGGAGAGGCCUUUGAAUGGAAAAAACCCGGUUGGGGAAUUUCACUCUGAGGAGAAGCAUGUGGAGAGCUCAGAGCUUGCGGCAGGAAGUAAGGAGGAAUUUUUCUUUGAUUCGCGAGCAUGGUUGGACUCCGACUGUGAGGAUGACUUUUUCAGUGUUAAUGGAGAUUUCACCCCGUCGCGAGGUAGUACACCUAACUAUCAGAUAAUCGCGCCUUCGACGCUGAGAACUGAUGUUGUUAUUUCUGUCGCAAAAUUUGCCGACCCGAAUACGGAACCUUCUCCGACUAGCAGGAAGAAACUAGCUGACCUUUUCCUGGAAGCAAAGCAAGAUGAGAAGCCACUCAACAAGCAAAAUGCUGCCGAAGAGAACACAUACAAACUCGAGAGUGUCGAAUUCCUCAAACCAUUGGAUUCAAAUCCUUUUGGCUUUGAAUUUAGUGCUCCAAAGAAAGAGAAGGUGCCGAGUACGCUGCGGUGUUGCUUUCCGAUCUCGCCUCAGCGUAUAGGUUUCGAUGAGCGGAGCGCGAAAGUGAGUUCGCGGCAAUGCGCUGUCUAAGAGUGCAUGCCAUGUCUUUGGCUUCAAUAAUGGGUUGCAGUUAAAUGUAACUACUGCAUGAGAUCAUGUACUAUCUUAUCUUAGAUUCUAGGAUCUUAUAUAUGUUCAUAAAGAGCUAUUUUCUUGGCAAUGGUGAGAAAUUUGUAUAGAAAUUAAAUAAGAGAGAUAGAACAAAAAUGUACUCCUUAUAUAUAUA
This is a messenger RNA of Ananas comosus (pineapple), 1259 nucleotides long. RefSeq lists its product as uncharacterized. NCBI's taxonomy places the organism in Eukaryota, Viridiplantae, Streptophyta, Magnoliopsida, Poales, Bromeliaceae. The coding region runs from base 413 to 1063 and encodes 216 amino acids. The transcript is spliced from 3 exons. The record is from RefSeq and is a predicted model, not a curated record.